AUGUUGUUCAUUUAUUGUUCACUCGUAAGUCCUUCAAUUGGAUUUACGUCAUCCUACCCGAGCGCAUUCCUGUUGGCUGAAAAAAACCACGCAGCACCUUCCAGCCCUCUACCGAUCCCGAUUCGGCUAGACGAUGCUGGAUGGCGGAAAACGACCGAUGGCUGGAAGGAUGUAGUGAACCAUCCAGUAUUGGUUGGUGCAGGUAACUCUUUCUUCACUGAGCCGGGAGACACGGGCAACCAACUCCGCAAGGGUGAUACCGCUCAGGACUUGGUCUCUCCAAGGCCUCCUCCCCACUAA
Komagataella phaffii GS115 is the source of this 300-nucleotide messenger RNA. RefSeq lists its product as hypothetical. The transcript is spliced from 2 exons. Lineage: Eukaryota; Fungi; Ascomycota; Pichiomycetes; Pichiales; Pichiaceae. The record is from RefSeq and is a predicted model, not a curated record. The coding region runs from base 1 to 300 and encodes 99 amino acids.